This is a messenger RNA of Sphaeramia orbicularis (orbiculate cardinalfish), 3436 nucleotides long. RefSeq names its product low density lipoprotein receptor-related protein associated protein 1 (gene lrpap1). Gene Ontology annotation, cellular component: endomembrane system; endoplasmic reticulum-Golgi intermediate compartment; endosome. The transcript is spliced from 8 exons. The record is from RefSeq and is a predicted model, not a curated record. Gene Ontology annotation, molecular function: lipase binding; receptor antagonist activity; low-density lipoprotein particle receptor binding. Gene Ontology annotation, biological process: negative regulation of very-low-density lipoprotein particle clearance; negative regulation of receptor internalization. Lineage: Eukaryota; Metazoa; Chordata; Actinopteri; Kurtiformes; Apogonidae. Bases 141 to 1184 code for a protein of 347 amino acids.
ACAUGACUUCCGGUUUUCCAGUGAACCACAAUAACCGCUACAUUAGCUGUGUCAACGGAGGAAUAUUCGUGUAGUCAGUCCUUUUUCUGGCAUUUUUUUAGUCUGUCUUUUUUCUGUAAGAGUGUGUUACUGUAUUUAACAUGAAACUGCAGUGUAUAGUCGUCGUUGUGUGUCUCGGAGUGGGCGCUUUGGCCGGUAAAUAUUCGCGGGAGGUGAACGAGGCCAAACCUGCUGGUAAAGAUGGACAGACGGUGGAGUUCAGGAUAGCCAAACUGAACCAGGUGUGGGAGAAGGCUCAGAGGAUGCAGUUGUCACCGGUGCGUCACGCUGAGUUGCACAGUGACCUGAAGAUUCAAGAGAAAGAUGAGCUGCAGUGGAAGAAGAUGAAGGUGGAGGGGCUGGAUGAAAACGGAGAGAAAGAAGCACAGCUUCGACGCAACUUUAAUGUGAUCCUUGCCAAGUACGGGAUGGAUGGGAAAAGAGACACCCGGCCCCUGGAGAGCAAUUAUCUGAAGGACCAUGACACCAAAGAGGAAGAUAUGUUCGCUGAUCCCAGAUUGAACAAACUCUGGAACAAGGCCGAGAGCUCAGGGAAGUUCUCCAGCGAGGAGCUGAUGAACCUGAAGAGAGAGUUUCAGCACCACAAGGACAAGAUCCAUGAGUACAAUAUCCUGAUGGAUACCGUCAGCAGGACGGAGGAAAUCCACAAGAAUGUGAUCUCUCCCCUGGAGGGCGAUGCCAAAGAGCAUGUGCUGCACCAGAAGCACACAGAGCUAAAGCAGAAAAUGAGAGACCUAAACCAGGGCUUUGAGCGCCUCCGUAAGCUCAGCCACGAGGGCUUCAGCGAAGACAGCGAGUUUCGGGAACCCCGUGUGAUUGAACUAUGGGAGGCUGCAAAAAGAGCCAACCUCAGCGAGGAUGAGCUGGACUCUCUCAAGGAGGAGCUGCAUCACUUUGAGACAAAGGUGGAGAAGCACAGCCAUUACCAGGAGCAGCUAGAGCUGUCCCACCAGAAACUACGACAUGUGGAGGCUUUAGGAGACAAAGAGCACAUCAAGAGGAACCAGGAAAAGUACAACACACUGGCAGAGAAGACACGCGAGAUUGGUUACAAGAUGAAGAAACAUAUGCAGGAUUUGAACAACAAGAUCUCUCGUCAGGGACUCGAGCACAAUGAGCUGUGAGCGGUUUAGCUGAUGGUCACAUCAGUGAAGGUUGGAUGAACUGAAGGAACUGCCUCCCAAAGCCAAACCACACACAACCUGCACUGGGUACCCCAUUCCUAUUGAACUACUGUACAAGAAUCAAUGUUUUCCAUUGCUGGUUUUCUACUUUUCUAGUAUUAAUAGUUGAUUUGAUCACUGAAUGAAUGGAUGAAUGGUGAUUUGUAAGUAUUAUGAACAUGAGAUUUCUCUAGGAAGUCGCGUACUGAGUAUUGGGAAAGAUGCUCCAUCUGAACAGUUUAACAGACAUGAGGGCACACAUUAGUCUGGUACUUAUUUGCUUUAUUUUAUUCACAUCUAAUGACGGGUAAGAGUACGAGAAAUGUCUAGUUUAAAAAAAAAAACAAAACAUAGAUGUUCUGUCAUGAAGCCAAACUGUGUGGGUGGUGCGUGAGUGAUGGCCAGCAGCAGAUGAUGUGGUUUGGCUGCUGAGUGCUGGUUCAGGUCUUGGAGAAUGGCCAACCAACCGCAUCCUCUGAGUCCAGUUCGUGGGUUUAUUGGCACACUAAUGGUCAGACAAUUUGUCUACACCCAUCUGUCACGAGCUGUGAAUCCUAUACUACACAGGCUGUUACCGAUAUAGAAUUGAAAUACAAUAGUGUUACUUAAGAUGAUGAACCAACUACACAUCCAGUGAAAGAACUCUUCAACACUGAGCUGAAAAUUUAGCAGCAACCUUUUAAUAUUCAGUAACAUAGGUGCCAACAACAUACAAAGGUUAAUAUUUUAAAAAUAGAGAUAUCAUUAAUUCAUAUGUAAUGGCAUAAACAAAAGCAGGUAGUAUUUACAAGCAGUCCAACUGAUUUCAACAACUGUCUUGGUAAAGUUCCUCCUCACUGCCUCAGACACACUGGUGAUGAGCAGCCACCAUAAAAAUAAGUUAGAGUCAAAUAUUGGACAAUUUGUCUCGAUGAUAUGAUGAGGGAGGUGAGAAAUGGGAACACACAGCGUGCUUUUCUAUUUAUCAAUUCCUACCCUCUCACCGACCAGAUGCAUUGAUUACAGAGAUGAAUAAUGUUUGUUGCUGGCUGAUUACUCAGUCAUGUCCUGCUAGGGCCACAUGAGGCUGGAUUAAUAUAAUUUGCACCUGAGGUAUAACUCUAAGCUGCUUAUCAAUCGAAGGCUUUUAAGCUCUGAUGUGGAAUGAUAGCCGAGCAGGCAGGGACUCUUACAGUCGAUUAGGAGGCAUCAGUGCAAUGAGGGGGCUUAAUCUCACUGUGUGACAAAUCACUUGAAUUUUAACAAUGGCAGUUCAUGACCUCUUCCUGUAACUGUCAGCAAAUAGAAAAGCAGAGCAAAAGUAAGUAUAGCCACAUAGAAGCAGAUCCAGGUGAACAAAUUACAGUCUGAUGAUUUGACAAUAUACAAUGUGUCUCUAGACUCUGUUUGGUGCCAAUCCAUUUUAUUUAUGUCCCUCGGUAAGCAUUAGUGCCAUGCAGCCAAAACAAAGUCACACAGGACAAAACUAAUUUAACAAGAAUUAUGAGCAAAUUAAUUUAAGAAGAACUGAAUGUGGUAAAAACGGUACACACACAUAACACAAAUGUUUACACUGAAAGAGUUAAGUUGGCAGCUGAUUUUCUAUUAUCCUCUUAGUGGAAUGGAUUGUUUAGUGGGAAUCUCUGUACCCUGGCAGACCUGUGGGUGUUCAGUAUGACAGUGACUGGGAUGACGCAGAGUUCCAUUUGAACAUUAGCUUAUUCAGAGAGAAGGACAGAACCGGCACAGAAAAGGAUUUUGAAAUAUCAUCCAGUUUGAAAAGUCACUUAGGCGACCCUCGCAGCUUGCUCUCCAGCUGACUCAGUCUGUCCUCCCUGCCCUGAAUAUGCUCCGCCCCCACCCUCUGAGCUGUUUCCAUGGCAGUGCUGUCAAGGUGGGCAUACCUGAUGGAGUCGUCCUCUGGGAAAUCAGGCGGGAAAGCAAAGAAACAAAGUCAUCAUUAAGGUUUACCAUAUGCAUGAAACAUGCUUCUGGGUAGGUCCAAUUAAUCUUUACAGUACUGAGUAUGUUUAGUGUUAAAUUACUUUGAAUUAAGACCUUCACUUUUCCAUUUCAUACGAAGGAAUUUUAAUGCAUUAAAACUGUGCAGAUGAUCAGUGUUUUAAAUUGAUUCCAUUUCAGUCUAAAAUGUCAUUAUGCCUUACAGAUCAUACUCUAACAACUAAAUGAGAAUUCUUGUGUUAUUCAUGAAUAAAUUGUUUUUUAACAUUCAA